AUUAAAAAUAUAUUUAAAAAAUAUUGUCUGCUCAUUGGGUACCGAAGGAGAAAAGGAUGUGAAGUCAAACUCGAAAUCGAAACUCGAAACGCGCGCGCACGUGAUUUGCGCGCAGUUGGCAAGUCUGCAACAAUAACGUUCGAGACAGAGAAGGAGGUAUUCGGUCUACACUUGUACACAUUCAGGCAUUCAGACGUCGCAUCUAUCCACCGUGCGAGGCCCCGUUGCAAGUCGGGUAACCGAGCAUGUACUACGUAUGUCGUGUUGCGCGAGCGACGUAGCGCGCCUUCUAAACGUCGUUUUCGUCAAAUUCGGCCUAGCCCGGUACAGCCCAGGCCUGUUUCUCUCUUUACGGUUGCAUGCGCGCGGAAUCGCGCGUCGAGGCGUUUCUGGCGGCCUCCUGGUGCUGCGUCGUACCGAGGAGGACGGGAGCCCGAACAAGGUGCCGCGAGAACGAACGAGUGAGAACGAGGGAGAGGGGGAUAAAGCGGAGAGAUAAGGACGGAAAGAAAGAGAGAGAGAGCGCGCGCGCGCGCGCGCGCCUUCCACCGUUGCGUUCCUGGGACGACGCUCGCGUUAAUUUUCGACGCACUGUGUGUACAUACGCGUGAACGUGUCUGUAUAUAUAUUCUCGCGUUGAUUCGGCGGGAACGGAUCUAAACGAAUUGCGGACGAUCAAGAAUCAAGAAUCGCACAUCGAAGCGGACCGCUCGUCACGCGACUCACGGGCUAAGAUGCCCGACGUAGCUGCUGCCGCAUGUAGCAACGUCAGCAUCGAGGCAGCUAGAGCACGCAGCACGCAGCCAAGUGCAUUCCUCCAGUUUUCCGCGAGCACGCUGUGAGAUCUACUCCUAAGGCUUAGCUCUGUACAUGGUCAAGGAGUAUGCUGAGUAUUCCAGAGGAAGAUUUGUUUGAGAGACAAUUGCAGUGUGUUUUGCAGAUGCGAGGGAACGUUUCGAGGGAUGUACAGUAACAGUUCUGGUGAUUCAUAUUGAUCCUGGGUGAUAUUGCUGAUAUUCCUGUAAGAAUAGAUUUAUAAGAGAUUGUUUGGUAUUUACCAAUGUUGAUUUUAUGAGAGAACUCGAUCAAAUAUUACGCUAAGAUGUGUGAGCAAACGGAAAUCAAUUAUCUCGAUGGGGAUGUUGUUUGGGUUAAACUGGGGGCAUGCUGGUGGCCUGGUCAAGUAACUGGAUUGAAUAAUUUGCCAGAAGAUAUACAAACUGAAUUUCGAAAGAAGCCAUUAAUUGCUGCUGUGAAAUUUUUUCAAGAAGAUACCUAUGAAUUUGUCAAGAACUAUCAACAGAUCUACAAGUAUAAUUGUACACUUAAAGAUGAAUUUAUUAAAAAGGGCUUGGAUAAAUACAGGAGCAAAAGUAAGGACGGUGCCAGUUAUAUGGACAAGUUUCCAGGCGACGUAGAGACAGCGGAAAAAUUAACGGGAGGAGAUCCCGACAUAUUGAGCCAAGGGAAAUUCUGUCCAGAAGAGAAGCCGGAUAUUUCUGCUUUGUUCGGCGAGAAGAAGAUUCCGAAAAAGAAGCGCGAUCGCGAAGAUGGAUAUAGGCGAAGCGAUGGUGUGGACAUGAGAAAGAUUACACAUCCGCGCUUUUUGCGCGGAGAGAGCGAGCACGAAGUUCGUAUUCGUCAACAGCCCAGCAGCUUACCAUCAACUCCGACUAAUACAGGUUCCCCAGUGUAUCGUUGCCAUUUCUGUACUUUUACUUCCUCGCGCAUUAAUGUGAUCAUAUGUCACAUAAAAUGUCAUCGAUCCGGCGACCCGUCGACGCCACGAUCGAGGGUGAAAACAUAUUCUCAGUCGCGCAGUGGAAGUUCUGAUACGAGUACACCGAAACGAAAAUAUGUAAAGAAAGAUAAAAGUCAAUUGAGCAGAAAGAAGAGUGAGAGUGGCUUGGAAUCAGGUAAACGAAGGCAUUCUAAACAGAAUGAGAAAUCCAGUAAGAAAAAGAAGACGGAUCCAGAAUUGCGUGAAAAACUGUUAGCUGAUUGGGAGGAUGAAUCGGACGAAGAAACAAUUAUUAAUGUAAAUAAUUCUCUGAAUAGUAGUUCGUCUGUGAAGGAUCAAUCAGGUAUUGAUGAUAAAGAAUACAAUGAGGAGAAUAUUGCAGAGAAUAAUGAGAUUAUAGCGGAAACAGAGAAAUUACUUAAAGAUACAGAAGGAUUAUCAUCAAUACAAAUGAUACAACAAUUGAGUAAUUUUGAUAAGAAAUCUGAGUCUGAAACAGAUGUUAAGGUUGGCAGUGUAUCCAAUGAAACAUUCAAUAAGUCGCCAAAAAAGGACACUUCAAGUUCUGACAGUGAGAGCAAAAAUGUUUCUGACAAAGAUGACAAAAAAUCACGACUAUCGUGUUUUGAUUUUGAUGAGGAUGAUUUGAGUGAACCUUCUAUACCACCUGUACGAAAAAUUCCCAGAGUAUUUGGUGAGAAAAAUUUAUCUUUGAAAAAAGAAAUUAUCAAGGAAUUUGCAAUGAGUCAAGCUUUGAAAAAUGAAAUAAAGAAAGAAGCCGAAAUAUCUGAACUAGGUAGAAAUAUGGAUUUAAAAGCUGAUGAAAUAAUGGAAAUAAUACAAGGUAGUGACAAUCAACAAGAGAAGAAAGAAAUCAAAAUGAAUAAAAAGCUCGAUGAGAAUGUGUCACAAGAUAAAAUAGAAAUAGAACAAUCUGAAGAUAAAGAGAAAAAGAAGAUUAUUCAAUCAAAAAAUGAUCAACAGAAAUCUAAUAUUAACACAUCCGAGGCUGAAGUGGAAAUUGUAGAAAUAGUUGAAGAGAAAGAAAAUGGUAAUAAUGAACAUUCAUCAAAUAUUACAAAGCAUAAUGAAAAGAAAUCUAAGAUUACCACACCAGACGUAUCAACAAAAAGUGAUGAAACAUUGGAGAAGAAAAGCGAAACAUUAUCAGAUAUGAAACGUAACAAUGAUAAAUUGCUUCAGUCCGAGAAAGCUGAUUCGGAGGACGCGAUCGCAGAAUCUAAUGAUAACACGUCUAUAAAAGAAGCGGACGAUACUUUGUCGGAACGAUUUACCACGGAAACGGAAGAUGAAACCGUAUCUGAAUCUGCAGAGACUAUGCCUGAACAAAGCGAAAAUUCAGACACUGAUUUAUUGGAUCGGGAUCAAAGUAUUGACGAUAGUCUCUCAGGUAUAGGCCAGACAUUAAUCAAAAGAGGAAGAGGGCGACCACGGAAAAAUGCGAAAACGAUUAAUAAAAGUGCUAAUAUAGAUAAAAGUCCGAAAAUAAAAACCAAUAGAGGUAGCAAGAGAUUUCGCUUAAGCGAAAGAAUUGAAAUCGAACGAAAGACUUCGGAUUCUGAUACAGAUCGAUCGUACAGCGGUAGAAGACGCAAACCAAAUAAGAAAUACUUGGAAUCCGAUAUAUAUGUUCAAGAUUCUGAUUACAAAGCAUUCAAGACAGAUGAGAGUCAAUCUGAAAGUGAAACCAAGGUUUCUGAAAGAAUUAUAAGUAAAUCCAGAAGAGGCAGACGUUCGAGAGGCGCUGACAAGAAGAGCAGCGGAUUUGUCACUCAGAGGGAUAAGGAAGAAAUAGAAGUAUCAGAUCAAACACCAGGUGUUAUUGAAAACAGCACCAGCAUCUCAUCAAUCGAUAUGAAAUACGAAAUGUUUGAUAAUCGCGUCUCUAAAAAGGAUACAUUGUCCGAAGAAGGAAAAUCUGAAGAAGCAAAAUGCGAUGUACUCGAAGAGCGAAUAAAAGCUGCUUUGGAUGAAGCAGCUGUCGCAAAAAUUGAUAUGAAUGUACCUUCGGAAGAUGUAGAAAUGGCUACAGUGUUGGAAACUACAAGUAAAAUGGAGGAAAUAAGACUUGAUUUGAAUAAAUCUGUCAAGGAAUUAUCAGAAGAGAAAGAAAAGAAAAAUUUAUUAAAAUCAAAUAAAGAUAUUGAGAAAAAUCUUAAGGAUCAGAAGAAAUCUUCGAUUCUAGAGCAAACUGAAGAUACCAUCGAUAAAGUUGAAACGCAGCAGGAUGUUUCAAAAACAAGUGUGGAUAUGUUACCGCCAAAAAAGUCACAGAUGAAAAAAUUUGAGUCAUCGCAAAUAGAUCUUUCUGAUACAGAUGUGCAGGCUAAUAAAACUGUAGAAGCCGAACUUGAGUCUGGAUGUAAGAUUGAAUUUGAAUCUAAGAUUGAAGUCGAACUUGAUCGUCAGUUUGAAUCUCAGAAUGAUGCUAAAGAAAAAAUGAAUGAAGAGGACGAAAUAGUGAUAAAAACGACAGUAAGUAAAAUAACGGAUGAAAUCGUAAAAAUUUUAGACACCAAAAAAGAGGAGCAGGAAAACCUGAAAAACUUUGAACUACAGGAAAAAUUAAAUAAAUCAGAUGAAAAAGAACAAGAAACGCAAUCGAUAGAGGAAGUACUGCAAAAAUCACAAGAUGUUAAUCGGUUUGAAUUACAAUCGUUGGAAAAAUUAUCCACAGUUUCCAAACCAGAUGAUGCAGGAAAUACAUCAAACAGUUCAACCAAAAUAAUAACCGAACAACAAUUAACUCCCAAGAAGUCUCCUAUGGAAACGAGAUAUAAAGGUAAAUUUACUCCAGAAACGGGUAAAGGAAAAAAAGACAAAGAUUUGUUUUUGGAAGAAAGGCCAGCCAAUACAUUCCAGGAAGCUUUCCUGAAGACUUUACAGAUGGAUAAGAAGAAGAUUAUAAUUGACGGUUCCGAGUCACCUAAGAGUAAGAAGGAGAAGAAGGUUACCAAGAAGAAAGUUGAAGAGGUUAAAGUAAAUAUUACUGCCAUACCUGUACAAAGUACAAAAAUCGAAGAUUCGAAUAAAGUUUUAGGAAUUCCUGAAAAUAUUCCAAUUGAAGGAAAUGUAUCAGAUGUUUCGGUUGUGAGCAAUUUUGAAAAUAUUGAGGUAGUUAUCGAGGAGAAGAUAAAGGUUGAUAGCAAAAUUAAAGACAGUAGUUUCGAAACUACUGAUACUCGACUUAGAUUAUCGCCCAACGAAUUUGUUAUUACGUCUAAAUCGUCCGUUUCUGAAAAUAAAACUAUCUCCGAUAUUAAAAAAUUGGGUGAAAUCUCGAAAACUUCUUCUGUAUCUACAUCUUCCCUAUCGUCCGAUAUCAGCGUACCGGUAAAAAAACGCGAGAUGCCGCGAAUAAUAGAAAAUGUUACAUUGACCGAACCAGUGCAAAUUUUGAAACCAAACAAACUAUCGCAGAAAGGUAUAAAACAUAAAUUAGAAAUGGACGUUAUGAAGAAAAGCGAUCAAAAGAGUGGACCUAAGGCAAAGAUAAUGAAGAUAGAAACUCUACCUUCGAAUAGUAAGUUAAAAACUAUAAAGUCCAAUCUGACCAAUCCGCACAUGUCUCUUACUAAGAAGCUACAAGUUUUAAAAACAGAAGAGACGGAAGCAUUUCUAGAGGCGCAGAACAAGGAACAAAGCAACACGCCCACGCCGCAGACUAUCGUAACUGUACCAGUGACAGAGAAAUAUAUACAACAAAGCUCCCAAAGCCUGGCGGACAUGGAGCUGGACAUCAACUCGAUGCCAUUUGUUCUCAGCGAGGACGUACUAAUGCCCGAGAACAUUGAGCAGAUGCCCGUUGUCAUAUCUUCUAUCAUACCAUCUAGUUCAAUUCCAGCCACGCUUUCCUUCACUCCGACCACGCAGAUAAUAUCGCCUACUAAACAGACUCAAUUUAAGAUCACGAAUGAGAUCACCGCGGCUGAGACGUCGCCGACGAAGAAGAAGAGUGGCAUGCCAGCGAUAUUAAAAAAAGAAAGUAAAGCGAAACCGACCAUCACGAGCGUUAAAACAUUGGUACCACCGCUUACCGGCGGUGUAAAGGGUUUGAAAUUUCAGAGCGCCCAACCAACUGGUAAAACACCAUCUCUCUUAACGCAAAAAGGCAAAUAUGUCGUUGUACAGACAGGAGGCACUCAACAACUACGUUAUAGCGUUCAAGGUAAAUCUGAUACUCAACAGAAAAUUACCAUUCCAACUACCAGCAAGCCGGCGGGCAACGCGCAAGUGAUUCAACAAGGUAACAAAGUCGUCAUACUGACGUCAGGUCAGUCUAAAAUGGUACCGUUGAAUAUUUCCAAGACUCUAAGCGGCAAAAUGCAGAGAAUCGUGACGAGUAAGGGCCAGUUAUUAUGUCCGAUCAGUCCGCAAAGUAUAAUCACUUCGAAGAUCAUUGCGCCGAAGGCUGACACCGCUGCCUCUGCCGGCUCGUCCACCACAUCCAAACUAGCUACCGGUAGUCAUAAGAUCAUUAAUACGCAAGGCAUAAUCACGUCUAAAGGUGUGCUCACUCCGAUUUCAGGUACUAUUGGUAAAACGGCGUUAUUAGGCACAUUACCCCAGGGAAUUCUCACGAAGGGUGGUAUUUAUACUCCAAUUAGUGCUUCGUCUUUGAGCGGAAAAACUAUUAUUAGCUCGAAGACUUUAAUCACGAAAGGGGGCGCGACUCUCUUGUCUCCGCAAACUCAAAAUCUAGGCGGCUCGAAAGCGAUCUUGACACCGGUGUCUCAAACUCUCACCGGUAAGACCAUAUUAAACCCGCAGGCUAUCGUCAGCAGUAAAGGUACUAUCCUGACACCGAUAACCGGGCAACAGGUGAAGGCUAUCGCUGCCAAAAGCCCAGUCAAAGGCGGUAAAGUACAGUAUCAGCCGGUGCAGCAGAAGGUACAGCUACCUAUAUUACAGAAGUCAUCAAAAGUACCGAUAUCAGCUGCAGGCUCGCAGGCGAAAUCAUCUGGGAAAUCACCAGGUAGCACAUUGAUUCUGCCGAAUGCUACCGGCACAGGGACUCAGAAGAGCACGUCGCAUAGUAAGAAAGGUAUCAAGCAACAAGCGGUGGUGCAACCAGGCGCUACCACCAUUAAUAUUGCUUCACCGAGCGGCGCGCAGCAGACGGUAACGAUGGUUGCACAGCAAAUGCAGCCGAGAGGCAAGACUGCAACCGUGCAAAAAGUUGUUAUUCCUAAAACUGGUCGUCAGACGAAAACUCAGCAGAAAUUUGUCGUCCAGAAAGUGCAGGAGCCAGCUGUAUCGACGAUGCAGAGUAUCCACACGAAACAGACGAUCACCACGACGACCUCGACCAAUAUACCGAUCGCUACUAAGACGGUUGCACAAUCGAAACAGACAACCCCUGUGACUCCUCUGAAGUCCUCCACGAAGUCUCAUGUCUCAAGCAAGGCGCAGAAGAAUAUGCUGAAUAUCGCUAUGAAUUCGAUAAGCACUGUCACGACAAAUGCGAAUAUCGUUACGACUAUGGCGUUACCUCCGCUGGAGCCGAUCGACACGGAGAAGAAGGCGAAGACGGAUCUUCAACUUGCGGAUACCAUUCAAAAGGAACAAAGUAAAAUAGAGAAAUUUCAAACUGAAAAAAGCAGCGGCGACGCCGAAAAAACAGAAGAACCGAAAGUGGUCGCGCAACCACAAAUCAUGGCCCUGCCAACAGAAAGCAGUGAUGGCACACAAACAUACGUGUUGGUUACGAUUGACGAACAAGGACAAAUACAGCCUCUUGAUAAUAAUACUCUUAUGUCAUUGGAGGGAACUACGCAGAAUCCUGAUGGCACAAGAACCCUAUAUAUAGAUCCUAGUUCUCUGGGAGAAGCCGGAACCUUGGAUAACAUUGUUCUCCAAUUCGAUAAUGGUGUCUUGCCUAACAUGCAGACCAAUGUGACGGAGGCUAGUCAAACGACAAUUAUAACUGAGAACUUCCCCACGUCGGAAAUGAUACAAACGUCCAAUCAAGAUAUACUGGCAGCCGCUCUUGCUAAUACAGAUUUUCAGCAAGAGAUUAACUUGCCAGAGAAUCAAGCAUCUGGCAGCGUCAUGACCCAGACUGGUCUGACUCAGACGAGUCUUAUUAAUCAGACGAUACUACAAUCGACUAUUAUACCGCCUACGGAACCCAUAUCAUCGCCGUCGGUACUGGAAACCUCGUUGACUUUGAAUCAACCAAUCAUGACGCCGCUCGAAGUACCAAGCAAUCUGCCAAUUCAGUCGACGGACUCGACUCCUACGUCGGUGGUAUCCACUAUCCCGUCCUCUCUCGAACUACCGAUCACCAUUACGAAUCCCAGCAUUUCCUACAUAUCUGCUACAGGUGAACCGCAGAUUCAGAUCCCUGGUAACUCGAUGCCGGAUAUUGGCGAGAUUAUUGAGGGCCCGGCGACGGCAGCGAGCAGCGGAGAUAUUGAUCGCGCAAAGAUUCCCGUGAGUACUCAAUACUUGGUCAUCCCAAAUCUGGAGACUAACAUCACGGCCGCAGAGACGCAAAACAUACAGAGCGCCGAAAUCGCGAUCACGCCGUCGGUUUCGUACACGGUUACCAUGCCGAGCAGUAUAGUUUUAGAGAAUCCACAGGUACAAACUACUCCGUCGAUGCCGAUCAUCGAUGAUACGUACGCAGACAAUUCGCAAUUCGCCACGACGAUCGUUGCCGAACAGACGUUUGUGGAUGUGCCAGUCUCGGAGAUGCUAGUCUCUAAGGCUCCAACAGUCCAACAUAUGCCGUUAGAGGACAUCGAGGCGACAUCGGAAAUGAUUAUUUCCACGCAUCAAAUUCCGGCUUUUCCACAAAAACCAAUUAUAUCAACCGACAAGUCUAAAAGUUUGGACAAGGAGCAGACCACGACGAUGCAGGAAGUAUAUUCUUCUCAGGAAGUUCCUAUCACAACCGAAGAGUUGAUCUUACAGCAACCGGCUAAGGAAGUUAGCACCUCCAGCAUGAUGAAAGUUGACCGGGAAAAAAAAGGCGACAAUAAGGAGAGCGAUGCACCGAUGACUAACUUACCGAUAAUAGACGAAAUCACCUCGGUUACGUCUGAAUCUAAUUCUAAGAUAGAGUCCAUAGAACGGGUGAGUUUUGAAGUGACUGAUUCGAGCGAGCUUAAAGCCGCUGAAUCGCACGAAGCAGACGCGGUGGAUAAACUAAAGCAGCUAACAUUUUCCGAAGGAUCUAGAAGUAAAACUAAUUUGAUAGAUCAGCAGGUAGCCGGUACGUCAAACCAAGUGGAGACUCGAGCAGCUUCGCAAAUUCUACCAGCUGAGUUGUUAAGUGCCACAAGCGACGCGACUAUGGAGGUGGACGAAGCAGUAGAAUCGGAGUUGUAUGCUGGCAGCACAAGUGACAAGCGAGAUGUGAAAGAUAGUCAAAAAGAUGAGCCGUCGUCGCAGGAAGAAUCGGACAGGCGUCGUUUGCGCCAGAGCAUGGAGCUGCAUUUCGAGGAGGAGGAGGAAGUGGCGAUCGCGGAAGCUAGUCAAGAGACGCCAUCGCAAUCUCAAUACGAACAGUUCAAUGUAUCCAUCAGCAGUGACUCCGCGGAUCUACCUAGUCAGUCCGCCGGUAAGUUGGAAAGCUCGUUGGGCGAAGCCACGCAAUCGAUCGCGUACGAGUCGAUGGAAACGGACGAGGAGACCAUCGUAGCGGAACCACCGACUCAAUCUUUCGAACAUUCGAAGAUCAACGAGGCAUCUCAGUCGUACGAAGUUUCAGCGGAGGCCAACGUAAAUACACCGACGCAAUCCUUCAACGAGAUACAGAACCAAGUGGAACGACCGAGCGCCGACGAAACGAUCGAUGAUCAGAGCUUCCCCACGCAGAGUUACGAAAUCGACAAGGGGGAAAAUAUGGCGGAGGACAUGGAAACCGAUGCUGAGAUCAGUCAAGAGGGCAAUAUACCGUCGCAGUCUAACGAUGUUGGUGCCGAUGGUAUUGGCACGUCGUCCGUGUCAACGAAUAAUUCCGGUUUGAACGAGGAUGAGACGGCGAGCUCAUCCUAUGUGCCAGAGACACCCGAGAAUCAAGAACGCGAUCAGGACCAAGAAAGUGCGAUAAGCACGUCGUCUUACGAGAUUCCACCAUGCGAAGAGCUCAACAUCGCCUCAUCUAGCGUGAUACCGGACACAUCGGUCAGCGCGGAGCACACCGGUAUCCAUGACAACGGUGUGCCGGAGAUUCCGACCUCCUCGUCAUAUAAUUUGAAUCCCGAUAUCACAUCGACUCACCACGUGGACUCCGUGCCCACUUCCAGCUACGAAGAUCAGGUAAUAGUCGAGCAGAACGUAUCAACGUCAUACGAGGUACCGAUCUCGAUGCCUGGCCUGGAGGAGACCUGCUCGCAGAAUUUCGUCACGGAAAGUAGCGAUCAUCACCGAAACGAGCCGUCCAGCUAUUACGCCCAUCACCAAGAAGUGACGGCGAGUUACUACCAGUCCGUGGACCAGGAUGCAAACUCCCGACUGGAGGAGGAUCCACAUGAGGAGCACGUCACACCUGGCGGCUACUACGAGGGCAAUCCACAGGAGGUGAGUCAAAGCUAUUUUGCACCGACCGAGGAGGAAACGCCCAAUUACACCAGCCAUAGUAUCUCGUCCGGCUACUACGAUCCCAGCAGACCCGAGAGCGAGGCGAGCCAGAGCUAUUACUCCACGGACGAUCUGGAUGGUAAAACGGAGCAGUCGUCGUCCUCAUCGCCAAACAUCGAGGCAUCGCAGAGUUUUUAUCAGGAGAGAUCGGGCGAGUUGAGACUGAGGCAGCAGGGUGAGGCUACGCCGACCUAUUCCGAAGGAUACCCGGUGGACUACACACUAGAAAACUCGCCGAUCGAGAGGCACGAUCUUGUGGAGAGCUCGGUACCAGCCACCAGGCCUAUGGACAGGUAAUAUACUGCGGGGGACGGUAGUAAUGACUAAGAGUCCCCGCGCUGACUCUGCAGCCUCUGCAGCCCCGUCAACAUACAGACUUUUUAGUCUUUUUUCAAAUGUAAAUACAAUGUUAAGAUAAAGUUAUAAUGUGUUAAAUAAGCGCUGAAAAUCUUAAGAUAAAAAAAAACUUAGUGUUAGGUUUUAUCGUUAAGCCCCUUCGUACAAACAAAUGCGCGCAUGCGUUUAUGCAUGUUAAAAUGAAAAAUAAAAAAAGCCGCGAAUAUGUGUAAUUCGUUUUUAGAAUCCGGUACGGAGGCAUUAUAUAUAUAUAUGAUUUCUCAUGUUGCAUUAUAUCGUUAUAAUCUUGAUUUUACCGUCAUCGACGUUUGAUGAAGAAAAAGGAAAUGUAUAUAAUCACAUAUAUAAAAAUUAAAUCAACUAUUUAUACAGGAUGUGUUUUCCGUGUUUUCGAACAAUGGAUAGAAAAUACCUAGCUUAACAUGUUUCAAGUAGGAAUAUUUCAGACUGGAUCUUUUUUAUAUCAUUAUCCGAGAAAGUAACAGAGAGAAACACACACCUGUAUAUAAAAAAUAUAUUAUUAUUCUUUCUUUAGAAUAUUAUAAAGAUUUGUCAGAGAUGGGCGAUUUUCGAUUUCUCCGUCAAUAUUUCUGUAUGUUUACGAUAUAGCAAUAGUGAGAAUCGCGAUAGUGAUCGCGAUUUUCUUAUAACAAGGAUUUUUUUAUAACAAAAUGUUGAAAAUAAUAAGAAAUGAAAUAUUCUCAAAACCAAAAAA
This is a messenger RNA of Formica exsecta, 11423 nucleotides long. Its product is annotated as mucin-17-like. The transcript is spliced from 4 exons. NCBI's taxonomy places the organism in Eukaryota, Metazoa, Arthropoda, Insecta, Hymenoptera, Formicidae. The coding region runs from base 1103 to 10648 and encodes 3181 amino acids. The record is from RefSeq and is a predicted model, not a curated record.